Molecule: messenger RNA, 537 nt
Organism: Linum tenue
Lineage: Eukaryota; Viridiplantae; Streptophyta; Magnoliopsida; Malpighiales; Linaceae
Source: the annotation of a GenBank genome assembly
AUGCAGGGCGCCGGCCAGAAGGCCCAGCCCCCCGCAUCGCGUCCACCAGACCCCAACGGUGGGCAAAGGCGUUCACCGGUGAUGUCUUCGUCUCCAAAUGGCCGGGACGAAAAGGAGGCGCAGCAUCCCAAGAAGAAAGCGAAAAACGUCCGAGAGAACCCGACCUAUGAACCAGAUCCGAUGAUGGAAGAUUCUACUACUGUGCAACAACCUAGAGAGACGGAGAAUGUCGACGGCAGCCAAGCUGUGAGCCCGAGAUCUGCUCCGCAAUCAGCUUGGGGGGCAGGGACGAAGAAGAAGUUGUUUAGCGACAUGCUAACGGAGGACUCAUGGUACGUUGCAGACUCUGAUUCCGAAGACGUAGCUAUGGCACUGAAAGAGGAUGAUUUGGACGAUGAAGUUCUUGAAAAUGAUGACCCGACUUGCCCUACCAUCCCUUUCACAUCAAUGGAAAAGCUACGAUACAGGCGUAAAUGGCGUUCAGCCCUGAUCGUUAAGCAGGCAAGAUCAGCUCAGGUUCAAGGUUUGAAGGCCUAG